Lagopus muta (rock ptarmigan) is the source of this 2081-nucleotide messenger RNA. It is a transcript of the gene NOXRED1, whose product is annotated as NADP dependent oxidoreductase domain containing 1. The transcript has 4 exons. The record is from RefSeq and is a predicted model, not a curated record. Lineage: Eukaryota; Metazoa; Chordata; Aves; Galliformes; Phasianidae. Bases 562 to 1317 code for a protein of 251 amino acids.
CUGCCAUAAAUGUUGGAGGUAUAGAAACUUCAAAUUUUAUUUGGAGGAAGAACAUGCUGUUGUGGAAAAGAUCCUCAUUUGGCUGGAAGCCCUCUGUACAAACAUGAGUUCAAUUUUCUGCUUUUCUUCAGCAGUGCCAGCUGAGCAUGGUGGAGACCAUCCACCCUGUUCCUUUCAAAACUAGCCAGUUUCGGGCCCACUUUAGUUUAGCCUUCCCUCCCCCCUCCUCCCCCCCCAAAGACACAGACACUCAUUUGACUGUUCUUUUUGAAGCUCUCCUUACCAUUUGUCAGGGGCUGGGUGGGUGACUGUGACCCCAGGCUGUUAGGUGGCCAUCCAAAGGCAGCUCACCAGAAGCGUCCCUCUACUUGUCCCACCACUGCAGGGCAAGCCCCUUGCUAGGCCCUGGGGUGCCUUUUGUCAGUGCUGGGUCCACGAGCUCUGAGCCCUGUGUGCCUUGCUGCAGCAGACUUGCAGAAACUAGGGCUCAUCUGCUUCUACGACAAUGUGCAGCUGGCAGCCUGGGCAGACGUCCUGUUCCUCUGCUGCCUGCCAUCGCACAUGCUGUCCAUCUGCUCUGCAGUUCGGCCAGCCAUCCGGAAGCCCUGCAUUGUGUACAGCCUCGUCACUGCCGUUCCUCUGCCCAGGUUGAAGCAACUCCUUUGCUACAAUGCCAUCGUGAGGCCACAGUACCAGUGCCCUGGCAAGGAGCCUACAAAGGAGUGGGGGACAAAGGGGUCGGUCACAGAGGCACUGCAAGACCUUGCUGUUGUGCAGGCAACAUGCCCCCUCAGCUCCCAAGCGAAAAUAAAAGUCAAUGGCAAAUGGCUGGUGGGCAUUUUCUAUGCAGCCCUGAACAGCAGCAUGUGGCAGAGCCUGCCUCACCAGGAGGCACUGGCAUUGCUCAAUGACCUCUGUUUCCCUGGACACUGCCAUAUCUGCGCAGAGCAGAAAGCUUCCUGCCCACAGUUUACACGCGAGAGUUUUGUCAGCAAAAGUUUUGCCUCUUCAAUGACUCAAGAGGAAACCUUCCCAUGGUUUGACCUGACAACUGCACAACUGAGAGAGUCUCCUUUUAGCCAGCUGCUAGAAAAGAGCGAGUCUGUCCAGAACCACCUUGCUCUGCUGUAUCAGUCAUCUUUUGGAGACUGGCCCACAAAGCAGUGUGUGCUGACCAGCGCCAAGACUUCUCCUACAUUAGCCAUACCAGAACCUGAUGUGAUGUUGAUUCAGGACUCCUCACUGUCCACAACUUCUUCGAAAGUUUUUUCAGGAAUUCCAGAGGAAACUACUGACUAUGUUUCUAAAUCCUCAUAAACUGAAAUGAAGUCUAUGAUAGAAUGCUAUGCUGAGAUCUCAUCCCAAAGGGAUGAAUGCCCAGAGAUGUUGACAACUGUUUUCCAUCCAUUUCUCUUGCUGGUCUCAGUAGUGUCUAGUGGAAGAACACACUGUAAGGACUUUGUAUUGCAAAAAUAAUGCCAAAAAGCAAAUAAACCUUUACUUAUCAAUUUCUUAGUCAUAAUGCAAAACACUGAUGGAAGUAGGUAAAAGAUUAUACAAUAGAAUUACGUUGUCUUUCUUUCCACUCUGUUUCCGCCUUUGAGGAUCUCCAUUUUGCAUCCAUCCGCAGUCUUGCCAAACAUAAAAGCAGUCCCCUUUCUAAUGUAUCAGCAUGGAGAUCUCUUGAUUUUUCACAUUUUGAGACAAGAAUGUGCAUACUUGCUUUUACAAGUUUCAUGCCCCUUGUGAAACUUUCUUCAUAAACCAGCUUCUUUCUAAACCUGCUGGAAUCUUGCCUGGUUUUGGUCUUUGGUCACACAGACAUCUUGGCCUGUGAUCUGACUCAGCUUCACCAGGUUCCUAUUGCAGUUCCAACAGAAAACUGAAUUACAGUCUACUUGUGGUGGUACAGCUCUAACCCAAAGAACUGAACAGACCUGGGGCCCAUUUUUCUUUCUCAUGUAGGAUCUCAGGGAAGUCUGUCACCAAACAAAAUCAUGAAGAUUUAGUCAGGAGCACUCUUUCAGUUGAACCAGGCUUUAACCAACACUUAACUCACAAUUCCUUGCUGGUGACAGUUU